UGCAAACAGCAGCGCCACUCCUUCUUACUGUCUACUACAGUGACAGGCAGCUGGACAACAGAACACAACUUCAGGUGUCAUCUAUAAAGCCUGAAUUGUGCAUUGGAUUUGAACAGAUGACCAUCGCGUGAAUACUGACAGUGAGCUCAUCUUGCCAUUUCUGAUACAGAGAAUCAUGCACAUCACAGGAGCUGAAAGACUCAUCCUCAUUGGUUAUCUACUGCAAGGUGUUCUGUGCCUAGACUUUGCAGCUCUGAUGCCUCAGAAUAUAGAGGCUCUCAGUGGAUCUUGUGUGGCCAUUCCCUGCUCAUUUACACUGGGAUCUGGAUAUGAGUCGUCCCUCACAGCUUCAUGUAAAGGAAUAUGGAGGAAAGGGUGGAGAAGAGUACACGUGUUUGAUUCUAGUCUCACAGGAACAGGCUUAAACACCAUUCAAGGGAAUCUAACUGGGAACUUGCAGCAGAAGGAAUGCACCACCAUCCUGAAUGACUUCACAUCUUAUUUCAAUGACUACUUUUGUUUCAGACUUGAAUGUGACAAUGCUCUGAAAUAUAAUUUUCCAGGACGUGUCACAAUUGAUGUUAAAGAGUAUCCAUCCAAACCCACUCUAAGUCCAGCAACAGUGGAUGUGAUGGAGGGGGCCUCAGUGAGUUUGAUCUGCUCUGCCGCAGCCCCCUGUCCCUCACUCCCUCCAACUCUGACAUGGACCCCCACACUGAGUGACAGUGUGGAGGAUUUGCAGGAGACUCCGAAUCGAGUCAUAACUUCUCUCCUGAACUUUACCGCUUCACAUGUCCACCAUGGAGAGAAGAUCUCCUGCACUGCACUGUACAAACGACAAGCUGGCAAGAGUGAUAAAUCAUCCAAAACUGAUCUGACAGUCACUGUUCUUUACUCUCCCAAGAACACCUCAGUAUCAGUCAGUCCCUCUGGUUCAGUGUUAGAGGGCAGCUCUGUGAGUCUGACCUGCAGCAGCAAUGCCAACCCAGCAGUGGGGAGCUACAACUGGUACAGAGUUAUUGGAGAACAGGUUUCAACAGUGGGGGCUAGCAGAAUGCUAACUGUCCAGGCACCAGCAGAUGACAGUUACUUCUACUGUGAAACCAUCAAUGACCAUGGAGCCGAGAACUCAUCUGUCGUUCAACUAGAUGGAAUAUACCCUCCCAAGAACACCUCAGUGUCAGUCAGUCCCUCUGGUUCAGUGGUAGAGGGCAGCUCUGUGACUCUGACCUGCAGCAGCAAUGCCAACCCAGCAGUGAAAAACUACACAUGGUACAGAGUCAAUGGGACUGAGGCUGUCACUUUAGGAUCUGGAGAGAGCUUCACCUUAGACAGUAAAGCAAGUGAUAGUGGGGAGUACUGCUGUGAAGCACUGCAUGCCCUUGGUGCGGAAAAAGCCACAGUUGUUCAGCUGGAUAUUCAAUAUCCCCCCAAGAACACCUCAGUGUCAGUCAGUCCCUCUAGCUCAGUAGCAGAGGGCAGCUCUGUGACUCUGACUUGCAGCAGCAAUGCCAACCCACCAGUGAAGAACUACACCUGGUACAGAGUUGAGGGAUGGGAGAAGGACAUUGUAGGGUCUGAAGAGAACCUCAACAUCUUCAAUGUAACCAGGCUUUCAAAUGAACAGUACUACUGUGAGGCUCAGAAUGUCCAUGGACUGCAGAACUCUGAGGCCAUCAAUAUCGAUGUGACAUUUGCUUCAGAGAUCCAGAACACCUCUCGCUGCAUCAGGAUUUCAGCUACAUCUCAGAUCAGAUGUUUCUGUGAUAUCUUUGGAAACCCUGCUCCCACAGUGGUGUGGCAAUUGGCUGGAGAGUCUGUCAAUCACUCCACUAACACCAUCAUCAGGGAGGAACCAAUGGGCUUAGCAGGCCUGAGGAGCUCCCUCACCAUCCGCCAAUCACAGGAAGAGGAAAUACCGAGUCUGAUCUGCCUCAGCUCCAACAUUGAUGGUUUUGACAGCUUCUCAUUUAACUUAACAUCAAUGGAAACAUAUGAAGGUUUCCACCUAAUCUCUCUGUUGAUCGGGGCUGGUGUGGGGGCAGGGGUGAUGAUGCUCCUAUGUACCCCACUGCUUCUCAUCUGCAAGAGAGCCAGGCAAUCACCAAACAAAAGACAGGAGGACACAGCAGAGUUCAUAGUGACUGAUGAGGCCCUCUUUCAGGAAGAGGACAAUGUCUAUGCCAAUAAAGCCAUGCUGGAUGAGGCCCUCGGGCCCAACAGGACAGUGGACAGGGAAAUUGACGACACAGACCUACUCCACUACGCCAACUUGAACUUCUCCAAACUCCAGGCCAAGGUGGCCAAGCAGGGGGAGGGGGAGGGAGAGAUCAGGGGAGUCGCCUCCAAAACGGCAGAGUAUGCAGUGAUCCGUCUGCACUCCACAGGUAGUAUCGAGGGAGGGGCUGGGAAGAAGGAGGCCAAUCCUGCUCUGGAGCAGGGGGAUCAGGCUGUAGACCAUGGAGCUAAAGUCUUAGAAGAAACUCAGGCAGGGCACGAGAGUGAUGGGGAAGAAGAAGUUGCAAAGGAUUCUGCGCUGCCAGAGCUACAGGGCAUGACUAAUUCUGCCCUCAGGGUCCAGGAGUCUACAGAGGCUCCACUGGGACAAUCUGAGCAGCACAACACAGCAGAAACCGCUGUGGAUGAGGUGACACUGCUUUCUGAGUAGAAAGAUUCAUCUAAUGGUGAAGAGGAGGUAAGGUAUGGGAACAUAUGUCAUGGUCAGGUCAUAUCUGAGGCAAAUUAGGGAAAAUCUCAGUUAGAUAGGAGGAAGAGGAGGAGAGUAUAAAGGCACAGUAAGCUGCUGUAUAGAGGGAGUAAAGCUUAUGUGCAGAUAAGCUAGUGCAAGGUUGUAAAAAAUCACCCAUAAUGCACUGCAGAGACAUCAUCGUCACCUUUCAAACUGUAGAAACACUAUGUCCACCUUUUUUUUAACACCAGUUAGUCUACAGUGUCUGUUCAUUAGUUAGAUUUUGAUCUCUAUAUAUACAAGUAUGUGGACACCCCUUCAAAUUAGUGGAUUUGGCUUCAAAUUAAAUCCAAUUAGGGAAUACAUUAGAUUUGGUCCUGCUGAUCUACACAACCAACUCCACAUUUUCAAAGUGAAAGAACAAUUAUACAAUUUUUUAAAUUUACAAUUUAAUAGAACAUAAAAAACAAAGAUGUCUUGAUUGCGUAUGUCUUCACACCCCAGAGGUAAUACUUGGUGGAAGCACCUUUGGCCGCUAUUAUAGCUGUGAAUCAUUUUGAAUAAGGAUCUACUAACUUUGCACAACUCUUAGGGUAACACAUACCCAUUGUUUUUGUCAAAAUAGCUCAAGUUCAGUAAAUAUGGUUUGGGAGUCAUUGAUGGACUGCAAUGUUCAAACCUUGUCACUGAUUGUAAAAGCAGAUAUGUCAGUACAAUCCACAAUACUUGAAAAUGCAGAGGGUUUCACUCUGUGUUGUGUAGUUCUGGAUUUGGCCUGUGGUUUUUCAUUUAGGAUAAAAAGUGCAUUUAUUUUCCGUGUUUUCUUGCAGUAUUACUUAACAGCCUUGUAGCAAACAGAAUGGAGGAUUUGGAGUGUUUUAAAAAAAAACACAGGCUUCCUCCUUUUUACUUUUCUAUACAGGCCAGUAAUGUGGAGUGAAUGCAAUGUUGUUGAUCCUCCUGUUUGUGGCAGCAACAUUGUGUUAUUGGUAUGCUUGACCCCGGCAGGGAUUGGGGAGUUUGUCAGGAUCAUAAUAAAUAUGAAAGUAGCAAAGCCCAGAUAAAACGUUAUAGAAACCCUCCCAGUCUUCUGAAUACCAAACACUGGGAUAGAGUUGUAUUUUUCAGCGAGUCAAUUAGACACAUUUUAAUCUCAAAGACAAACAAGAAUGGCUUUCCAAUAGCUGUUGAGUGUUUCUGAAUGGUCCAGUCUCAGUCCUGACUUAAAUCUGCUGGAUUCAAUCCAGAUUCAAUCUGUAUCGCCGAAGUCAAAUCAAAUGAAAAUCAAAUCAAGAAGCUGAUUUUCAGUCUCUCAGUCGCAGCUUUGAUGCACCUGUACUGUCUCCGGAAGAUCCAUGUUAAAGCUUGAUUGAAAUUUAAAGGCAAUGUUCCUGCGUUCGCGGAGACUGCAUUCACGUUAAACGCGGCAAAUGUCGGCUUUAUCUGAAAUGACAUUUUUAAGUAGAUCUUCUGUGAUACUUCAGUGAUACGGAUUGAAUCCAGCCCAAGGUUUGAAUAUUGCUGUCCAUCAAUGACUCCCAACCAAAUUUACUGGGCUUGAGAAGUUUUGACAAAAACAAUGUGUAUAUGUUGCCCUAUGAGGUGUGCAAAGUUGUUAGAAUCUAAUUCAAAAUUAUUCACAGCCCUAAUGACUGCCAAAGGUGCUUCCACCAAGAAUUUACUCUGGGUUGUGAAAACAUAUGUAAUUAAGACAGCUCCUUUAAAUGUUUUUAUUUAUUAAUUUGGAAAAUGUUUUAUAAUUUUUCUUUCACUUUUAAAAUGUUGUGUAAGUUGUGUACAUCCGUAGGAAAACAAUCAAAUUUAUUUUUUUUAAGGCAGCAAAAUGUAAAGACUGUGCAGGGGGUGUGUAGACUUUCACUAGGCUCUGUGUAAGUUAUUUUUAUUCUGACUUUUUAACUGUGUUUUUAUAGAUUAGUGUCAUUCCUUACAUACAUUUUCAAUUAAUUCAAUUUAAUCUCGCAACAGUUUUUAAGAGUGUGAUAUUUUUGUUUGUUUUCCCCUGAGUUGUUCCGCUUCUAUGAAUAUGUAACUUAGUGUUACAGAAAAUGUGUAUUUAUGAACUUACAAAUUGUGUGUGAUGGUUAAGAAUCACUUCAACAUGUUGUAUUUUUGUUAUUAAUGUUUUUUUGUGUUUAAAAAAAAUGUAUUUGCAAUGAAUACAGGUGAAUAUAGGUUACAAGCAGUCAGUAAUUUCAGCAUGACGCAGUAAUUAUGUAAAGUAAGAAGACAGUAAUGAUGUACAUUACAAUGUUGAACAAAUAUUAAAACAUGGUGUCAGUUGCAUAGCAUCUACACAAUAGCACAUCCUGAAAUAUGGGCAAUUCCUAAACAGUGAAGCAUUUCUAUUUUGACAGCCAAGUAAGCACAUAUUGCAUUGAUGUAACACACGAUGUUCAAACCCACUUUGAAUGACGUCAAUAAAUUCUGUUUCCUGCCA
Oncorhynchus nerka (sockeye salmon) is the source of this 5147-nucleotide messenger RNA. Its product is annotated as sialoadhesin-like. The transcript is spliced from 11 exons. Lineage: Eukaryota; Metazoa; Chordata; Actinopteri; Salmoniformes; Salmonidae. The coding region runs from base 176 to 2668 and encodes 830 amino acids. The record is from RefSeq and is a predicted model, not a curated record.